This is a messenger RNA of Sander lucioperca (pikeperch), 2710 nucleotides long. RefSeq names its product immunoglobulin-like domain containing receptor 2 (gene ildr2b). NCBI's taxonomy places the organism in Eukaryota, Metazoa, Chordata, Actinopteri, Perciformes, Percidae. The transcript is spliced from 10 exons. The record is from RefSeq and is a predicted model, not a curated record. The coding region runs from base 282 to 2147 and encodes 621 amino acids. Gene Ontology annotation, biological process: pancreas development. Gene Ontology annotation, cellular component: membrane.
GGCACUGCUGCUGCACAUGCUGCAGAAAACUAAAAUUAGAUUCAAUAAAAAUAUAAACUAAAGAAACAACACCACUAACUCUUGUGUUUCAUAGAGAUUGUAGGACAGGAGUUGUCAGUAGACCUAUAUCAGAUCAGUGUUGGGUUUGGACUCACCUCUGUAUGAAGUGGUACAGUCCCGUUAGUCGCAGUCCGUGAGUCCUGUUUACUGCAGCAGUUAGCGGACGACCAGAAUGACCAACAUGCGGAUAAACGGCACUUUACUAUAAAACGGACUGUAUAAUGAACUUUUACCGGCUGGCUAUUUUACUGGGAGUAUCAGUGUGUGUGUGCGAUGGUGUGCAUGUCACAGUGCGGGAGGAGCGGCGUUUUGCGAUGCUCUUCCAGUCCGUGGUUCUCCCGUGUCAGUACCAAACAGCCUCCACUCAGACCCCGGUGGUCCAGUGGUGGUACAAGUCCUACUGUCGAGACCGCACACGAGAGUCCUUCACCCUGUCCGAGAGUCUGGGCGUCAAGUCCUCCGAGCUGGGCGCCACGUCCCACCUGGAGUGCUCCGACAGCGGCCGCACAGUUCGAGUUGUGGCCUCGGCGCAGGGAGCCUCCAUGACGCUGGCUGAGCACUACAAAGGAAGAGACAUCGCCAUCGUUAAUAAAGCAGAUCUACGUAUUGGGGAGCUGCAGUGGGGCGACAGUGGAGUGUACUUCUGUAAAGUCGUCAUUGCCAAUGAUCUGGAGGGGAAGAAUGAAGCCCAGCUGGAGUUACUUGUGCUCGGCAGGACAGGUCAGCAGGACGAUCUCCUACCUGAGUUUGAUGUGGAGUUUAUGCCAGAGUGGGCGUUUGUGGGAUCCGUAGUCCUGGGCAGUGUCUUGUUCCUGUUAUUGAUGGGGAUCUGCUGGUGCCAGUGUUGUCCUCACUCCUGCUGCUGCUAUGUCCGCUGCUGCUGCUGUCCUGACACCUGCUGCUGUCCACGACACCUAUACGAGGCAGGGAAGAUGGCAAAGAGUGGACCGCCUGCUCAGGUUGUGUAUCCCUACUACAUUCCUGGUGUUCCUGCUGGUAUUCCUCUUGUCCCUUCAUCCCAUGUGGAGCCAAAUAUCGCCUCUAUCCCCUCAGUGGAGAAUAACCUGGCUGGAGCACGCAGUGGUUAUCGACUGAAAGCCAGUACAGACCAGGACUCAAUGAAAGUUCUGUACUUCAUAGAGAAGGAGCUGGGUCAGUUUCCCUCUUCCAAGAUGGCUGCACUUAAACCCAGUAGCCUCUCAGAGCUGAGCUCUCUUCAUGAUGGAGGGAAUACAGACUUCAGACACACCUAUCAGACGGUGCAGAUGAAGGCGCUCCCGCCCAUCGCAGACCUAGAUGACCAGUCAGUGCUGAGAGCAGCUCCACAUACACAGAGUCGAAGGUCCAGACGGGACAGAGGCAACCACUCAGACGACGAGCUCGACAGAAGGUGGAACCCGCGCUCAGAGCACCUGCAGAGAAAGACGUUGAGCAGAAGAGGGCGGACCGGCUCCCUGGACGAGCUGGAGGAUUUCGCCCGGUCUUACGGCUCCCGGGGUCGUCGCGCUGAGCCUCCAGACCGGGCCUACGAGCGGGAUUACAGCCCUCCCAGGCGUUUCUACAGAGAUGAAGAUGAUGGCUGGGGCCGUCGCAGCCCCUCACCUUUACCACAGAAGAGAAGGGACACAUGGGACAGUGAUCGUCCCUGUCGACCGCCCCAAAGCAAGGGAUACGACGACGCCUUCCUCAGGAGUGUGCUGGACAGCAAGGCCAGGGGGCGGGGAGGGGACAGUGGUACCUGUAGACCAGACGAGGACAGUGACACUCCCUCUAAAGGCAGCUCCAGAGGAAAGGGCAGCGAUAGUUACUACAGCCGGUCGCCUAGCAACCGUCCAGAAGAGGAGGACCCUUUGCCUCCGUACUCUGAGGCGGAGCGGUACCGCAGGGCUGACCCAACCACAGACCGGUACCGCACUGUAGAGCCUCCCAGAUCAGAGCGUUACAGGACCACUGAACCAGCCAUGAGGCCUUUCUGUUACACCCGCCCCCACCAGGGAACUUCCCAUACACUACACGGGGGCCGAGAGGAGAGAGACAGGAGCCGAAACCUGAGCACUGCACUGAGCAGAGGCUCUCUCAUAGUGUGACAAGGUUUCCCAGCCUCGACCUGCACAGCACUGCCACUCCGUUCGUUUAAACCGUCUUGCUACGCAGGAGAAGCUAACUGUUAUGCCAUCAGUCACAUGAAGUCUGGCUCGUCUCACUGAAAAUAACUGCACCGAAAAAACAGCGUGGAUGGAAAAUGCUGAGAAAUGAAUAUGCACAAAGCAGCAUGUGCAGUCAUGUCUAGGAUGUCUUUUAAUCAUGUGCAUGAAUUAUUUCUACAUGUGUAGUCUGCAGAUGUUAUGUAUGUGGUGUGUACAUCAGUUUUAUUUGUUGAGUUGAGUGACUGGAUUUACUGAAACCAGUACCAAGAUGUUUUUUUUAUUAUCUGCCAUUUUUUCUAUCUGUAUAAUGCCACAGUCUAGUAUUUUCCUACAUACUUCAUACUUCUCACUCAGUACACGGCAACUCAGGUUUACUUUGUAUUUGCGUUUGUCUGUUGUUGAUAUUGUACUGUAUGUACUGUAAGUACUGUACCUUGAAUUUGUUCUGCAGAUUAUUAAUUGCACUGGUUAAAUACUUUUUCAAUAAAGAAAACUCAAAGCAG